Messenger RNA from Rattus rattus (black rat), 3175 nucleotides. RefSeq names its product G protein subunit alpha i1 (gene Gnai1). Gene Ontology annotation, molecular function: G-protein beta/gamma-subunit complex binding; GTPase activity; G protein-coupled serotonin receptor binding. Gene Ontology annotation, cellular component: heterotrimeric G-protein complex. The record is from RefSeq and is a predicted model, not a curated record. The transcript has 8 exons. NCBI's taxonomy places the organism in Eukaryota, Metazoa, Chordata, Mammalia, Rodentia, Muridae. Gene Ontology annotation, biological process: adenylate cyclase-modulating G protein-coupled receptor signaling pathway. Bases 238 to 1302 code for a protein of 354 amino acids.
CGGGCAGCUGCGGCGGCGGCGGCGGCGGUAGCGGAGCCUAGCGGUCGCGGGGACUCGCGGGCGCGGAUCGUAGAGCGUCGCCGGCGGGGACGGCCGCCCGAGGCGGCGGCGUACGGGCUAGCAGACCUCGCCUCCAGCUUGCCGGAGCUGAGGACCUAGCGGGGCCGCCUCCGGGCCAGCCUCUCCCCGCUCUGCCAGCCGGCCCCGGCGCCGAGGGCGCGGCGACGCUCGGCCACCAUGGGCUGCACACUGAGCGCUGAGGACAAGGCGGCCGUGGAGCGCAGCAAGAUGAUCGACCGCAACCUCCGGGAGGACGGAGAGAAGGCGGCGCGCGAGGUCAAGCUGCUGCUGCUGGGUGCUGGUGAAUCCGGGAAGAGCACAAUUGUGAAGCAGAUGAAAAUUAUCCACGAGGCUGGCUACUCAGAGGAGGAGUGUAAGCAGUACAAAGCAGUGGUCUACAGCAACACCAUCCAGUCCAUCAUUGCCAUCAUUAGAGCCAUGGGGAGGUUGAAAAUCGACUUUGGAGACGCUGCUCGCGCGGAUGAUGCUCGCCAACUCUUCGUGCUUGCUGGGGCCGCAGAGGAAGGCUUUAUGACCGCGGAGCUCGCCGGCGUCAUAAAGAGACUGUGGAAGGACAGCGGUGUGCAAGCCUGCUUCAACAGAUCCCGGGAGUACCAGCUGAACGAUUCCGCAGCGUACUACCUGAAUGACUUGGACAGAAUAGCACAACCAAAUUACAUCCCAACCCAGCAGGAUGUUCUCAGAACCAGAGUGAAAACGACAGGAAUUGUGGAAACCCACUUUACUUUCAAAGAUCUUCAUUUUAAAAUGUUUGACGUGGGAGGCCAGAGAUCAGAGCGGAAGAAGUGGAUUCACUGCUUUGAAGGCGUGACUGCCAUCAUCUUCUGUGUGGCCCUGAGUGACUAUGACCUGGUUCUUGCUGAGGAUGAAGAAAUGAACCGGAUGCACGAAAGCAUGAAGCUGUUCGAUAGCAUAUGUAACAACAAGUGGUUUACGGACACAUCCAUCAUCCUUUUCCUGAACAAGAAGGACCUCUUUGAAGAGAAAAUCAAAAAGAGUCCCCUCACGAUAUGCUAUCCAGAAUAUGCAGGCUCAAACACAUAUGAAGAGGCGGCUGCGUAUAUCCAGUGUCAGUUUGAAGACCUCAAUAAAAGGAAGGACACAAAGGAAAUUUACACCCACUUCACGUGCGCCACGGAUACGAAGAAUGUGCAGUUUGUGUUCGAUGCUGUAACGGACGUCAUCAUAAAGAAUAACCUAAAAGACUGUGGUCUCUUCUAAGCUCUGCAGUGGGGUAGUAAAAAUGCAUUUUCAAACCAGACGAGUACUUAUAUAUGGAUCUCUCUAGACUAGAGUCUCCCAGCAACAGAGAAUGUAGUGUACAGCAAAUGCAUCCUGGACCUGACCAGAGUUCUGACCAAAGUUGUUCUGUAUCGUGUCUUUAUCUGAACGUAAUAGAAGGACCUUUCUCGAAGGCGAAAGAUGGUCCUGGAGUGUGAGAGGGAGGGUUGAUGUUGAAGCUGGGGCUCUAGUGUACUGAUGAUUUCUGUGUAAGUGUAAAUAUGCAAAUGUAAGAUGUAUUUAUAACUUCUGAUUUCCCACGUUAUGUUUAGGUUGUAAGAGUGGCAACUUAUGGUCCUAGUGCGAUGGCUUUGGGAAAACAUAACUGUUAAGUACCUUGUAUGGAAUGACAGAUUGGUUCUGUGUUUGGCAGUUUUGAUCAGCUUUAUUUAUGUUCGUGCCCCUAAAUUUUAGGCACCAUAAUUAACAUUAGGAAAUGUCACCCCCCUUACCUUGAUUCUAUGUUUACUUAUACUCAUAAAAUGUUAUUUGUAUAAACGUUGCACAGACUAUUUUAAUACCAUGAUUUGUCCUCUAAAGUUUCUGUUUCAUGGGGAUGAUCUUACAGAGGUUGCUGCACCUGCCUUUGGAUCAGUCAUUUACGCAUUGAGAGCAUUAGGAUUUAUACAGAGUGCAUGACGUGCCGAUUCUACUUUACAUUUGUUUUAAGAAACUAAAAUUGCAGAUCUUUGAGGACACAGGAUCUCAGACUUAAAAACCUUUCCGUCUUAAAUUCACUACUUUGAACUGGAUCUUAGUAUCUGGCUGGUAUUUCUGCAUUGCCUUGGAGUGAUGCCAAAUUAAUUUUAUACACAAUAACCACUGUUUUAUUUAUAAUGACGUUUAGGUGAGUGAUGAGAGCAUUUUUUGAGUAAAAGAUUUUUAGUAUUAUGUGAAUUUUGAGACAUUGAUUUGUGUAUUUUUUUUUUGACAAAGCCCUUGUAUUUGAGCACACAUGAUACUUCCUUGUCUAGGAGAAGACCAGAAAACAUGAUAUUGCUGAUAUUAUACAAGCUUUUGAUUCAUAGGGAACUAGUUUGAGGUUCAUUACUUUAUGUCAAAAAUGACUUCUUUUGCAUUAGGCAUUCGAAUUCCUUCCACUUGCUCGAAUUUCUAUUCUUUUAAAGCUACAGUAUGAUUUCUGACAUUAAGUGGACAAUUAUUGUUAGAAAUUAAAUAAUAGUAUUUAGCAAGAUCAGUGAGUGUAUGUGGGCUUAACUAGGUGUUACGUAACAGCUACAUACUGAACUUUGUUAGUGCCAUUUUCAAAGAAUCAUUUACAGUGUGCGUGUGCCCUUGUUUCAGCAAGCUGAAUAGCAUCCCCCAGCUCCUUCCCCCUUUUAACUCAUCUACAACAUCGAGUCUUUCCAUAAGCUUUGCUGGUGCGUAGUUGCUCACUUGAGUUAGAAGUUGCUGGUUCCUUAGAGUCUCCCCGCUGACGUUUGUGCAUAUGUAAGUGUAUGGAGAACCGUAAACUACAUCCACGCCUGUUUACUUUGGGCACAUUUGUUCUCUUCUUUGUAAUGUAAAGAAAUUCAAAGUUACCCAAAUUCCUUCAGUGUUAGUCUAGAUUAUUUUCUGUGCCUUUCACAAAAGAUCCAUUUCCAUUCAUUGACUAAUGGAAGACCUGUCAGACCCACCUUGUCAAGCUGUGUAUGAAAUUCAAGUAUACUCUGGAUACAUUUGAGUGAUGAAAAAUAGGGUUUGAAAGCCACAAAGAAGCACAUAUUGGUGACCAUCAUUGGUGAAUCCCUGAACUCUGUGUAACUGUGCUACUAAUACACCCCAAUAAAUUUAAAUUUUUAAAAUUUUA